Colletotrichum chrysophilum is the source of this 1362-nucleotide messenger RNA. RefSeq lists its product as uncharacterized. Gene Ontology annotation, molecular function: FAD binding. Bases 1 to 1362 code for a protein of 453 amino acids. The record is from RefSeq and is a predicted model, not a curated record. NCBI's taxonomy places the organism in Eukaryota, Fungi, Ascomycota, Sordariomycetes, Glomerellales, Glomerellaceae. The transcript is spliced from 2 exons.
AUGGGCUCCCUCGCCACCUUGGAAGACUUCCUCGAGAAGCACCCCUCUAUCAAGACCUACUCACCUUCCGAUGAGACUUUCCACUCCCUCCGCCAGACAUUUGUUUCUACCCCCGCCAUUCCGCGGCUCAUCGCCCGUCCUCAAUCUGCCGAAGAUGUCGCAGCUCUGGUGUCCCACUGCAGCAAGACCUCGACGCCCUUCGUCAUCCGCUCAGGCGGGCAUGACAUGUCAGCCCGCUCAACCGUCGACGGCAUCCUGCAGAUUGAUAUGCGCGACAUCAAUCAUGUCAGUGUCUCUCCCGACAAGAAGUCCGCACGACUUGGAGGCGGGGUACUAAAUGCUGAUCUACAAGCCGCGCUGGAGAAGGAGGGCUUGAUGACGCCGACUGGCACGGUGGGAAGCGUUGGGUACGUUGGAUGGGCUACGCUGGGAGGCUACUCGUUUUUCACCGCCAGCGUGGGUUUGGGAGUUGAUCAGAUUCUCGGAGCUAAGGUUGUGCUGGCGAGCGGAGAGCUGAUCGAUGCCGACGAGGAGCUGUUAGUUGGAAUCCGGGGUGCCGGGCCAGCCUUGUGUGUUAUUGUUGAGAUUGAGAUCAAGGUCUACCCAAAGACCGAGAUCCAAGGCGGCUUGAUCAUGUUCGACUCAACCGACUUCGCAGGCACCAUCAAGACGUUCUGGACGAACUGGGCCAAGCUUCGAAAGGAAAAGACCCUGCCAGACCUACUUUGCAUUCAGCCCGCCGUUGUCGAGGUCCCAGGAAUGGGGAAGAAAUUCGCCUGCGCUUUCACCUGGAAUGGUCCUGCGUCGGAUGAGUCAGACGCCUGGCUCGAAGAGAUCUGCAAGCUUGCUCCCGUGGCGAUGAAGAUGGUCGCGCCGACGAGCCCCUCCGCUAUGAUUGCGCAGGUCACGGCCUUGACGUCUCCGACGACUAUCCCCGGCAGCUCCUACGGCGUCAGCACCAAGACGCUUGCCCUCUCGGAGGGCAUGGCGGACUUGUAUGCCGAGUUUGCGACGAAGCUUCCUGGAGACGGUGCGUUGCUGAGUAUGCACCAGCUGCGUGGCAAGGCAUCUCGCGAUGACCAUCUGCCUGGUGUGUUCAGGUGGCGCGAGGAGCACAACUUGCUGGAGAUUGUCGGGCUUACGGUCACGAAGGAGAAGAGCCAAGAAGCCAAGGAGUGGGCGGAUGGGUACAGGGAUGCGCUGGUCAAGUUGGAUGGGGUGAUUGAGGGGGGGUACUACUCGCUGCUGCCGAAGGGGCAAUUUGCGAUGGAGGUGGUUUAUGGGGAUCACUGGGAGACGGUCAAGAGGCUGAAGGAGAAGUUUGAUCCGGGGAAUGUUUUCAAGUUUGCAUUCGGGAAGUGA